Harpia harpyja (harpy eagle) is the source of this 7768-nucleotide messenger RNA. RefSeq names its product abl interactor 2 (gene ABI2). Lineage: Eukaryota; Metazoa; Chordata; Aves; Accipitriformes; Accipitridae. The coding region runs from base 90 to 1715 and encodes 541 amino acids. Gene Ontology annotation, molecular function: SH3 domain binding. The transcript has 12 exons. Gene Ontology annotation, cellular component: lamellipodium. The record is from RefSeq and is a predicted model, not a curated record.
GCGCGCGCGCGGUGGGGGGCAGGGGGCGGAGGGGGGCGAGGAGGACGGGCAGGCGGACGGACGGACGGACGGGGGGAGAGGAUGUGAAGAUGGCGGAGCUGCAGAUGCUGCUGGAGGAGGAGAUCCCGGGGGGGCGCCGGGCCCUGUUCGACAGCUACACGAACCUGGAGCGGGUGGCCGAGUACUGCGAGACCAACUACAUCCAGUCAGCAGAUAAGCAGCGAGCCCUGGAAGAAACCAAAGCCUACACAACUCAGUCAUUAGCAAGCGUAGCCUAUCUGAUCAACACUUUGGCCAACAAUGUUCUCCAAAUGCUGGAUAUCCAGGCAUCCCAACUUCGACGCAUGGAGUCUUCAAUCAACCAUAUUUCACAAACGGUGGACAUUCACAAAGAGAAAGUUGCUAGAAGAGAAAUUGGUAUCUUGACUACAAACAAAAACACCUCAAGAACUCACAAAAUCAUUGCACCAGCUAACUUGGAGCGACCAGUUCGCUACAUCAGGAAACCUAUUGAUUAUACAAUACUAGAUGAUAUUGGACAUGGAGUGAAGUGGUUGCUUAGAUUUAAGGUCAGCACACAGAAUAUGAAGAUGGGUGGGCUGCCUCGUACAACACCACCCACCCAGAAGCCACCAAGUCCACCGAUGUCAGGAAAAGGAACUAUCGGGCGUCACUCUCCCUAUCGUACGUUGGAGCCAGUGCGUCCUCCGGUUGUACCAAAUGACUACGUGCCUAGCCCAACACGCAAUAUGGCUCCCUCACAACAGAGCCCUGUUAGAACAGCUUCUGUGAAUCAGAGGAAUCGCACAUACAGCAGCAGUGGGAGUAGUGGAGGAAGCCACCCAAGUAGUCGGAGCAGCAGUCGAGAGAACAGUGGAAGUGGAAGUGUGGGUGUUCCUAUUGCUGUUCCCACACCAUCUCCUCCCAGUGUCUAUCCAGCCCCUGCUGGCUCAGCUGGCACUUCUCCCCUUCCUGCUACCUCUGCUCCUGCCCCCACUCCUGCUCCUGCCCCUUCCUCCGCUGCCCCAGAUGCUGCUGCUGCUGCUGCAGGAGCUCAGCCCCUUGCUGAUGGCUUCACCUCUCCAACUCCCCCUGCUGUUUCUUCCACACCCUCUACAGGUCACCCAGUUCAGUUCUACAGCAUGAACAGGCCUGCAUCUCGACACACCCCCCCAACAAUAGGGGGAUCUUUGCCAUAUCGGCGUCCUCCUUCGAUCACAUCACAGACAAGCCUUCAGAACCAGAUGAAUGGAGGACCAUUUUAUAACCAGAACCCAGCAUCCCUUGCUCCUCCUCCCCCCUCCAUCCUACAGGUAACUCCCCAGUUACCGCUAAUGGGAUUUGUGGCCAGAGUUCAAGAAAACAUUUCAGACACUCCUCCCCCGCCACCACCUGUGGACGAGCCAGUGUUUGAUGAAUCUCCACCUCCACCACCACCUCCAGAAGAUUAUGAGGAGGAGGAAGCAGCUGUGGUGGAGUACAGUGAUCCAUAUGCUGAGGAGGACCCUCCUUGGGCACCAAGGACCUACUUAGAAAAGGUGGUGGCAAUCUAUGACUACACGAAGGACAAAGAAGAUGAGCUCUCCUUUCAGGAAGGUGCCAUCAUUUAUGUCAUCAAGAAAAAUGAUGAUGGCUGGUAUGAGGGGGUCAUGAAUGGAGUGACGGGGCUCUUCCCAGGGAACUAUGUGGAGUCAAUCAUGCAUUACUCGGAGUGAAGACUAGAGGACAGAACACUGCAUCUCCUGCUGCAGGAGCUGUCAGGGCUUCCCAGUUCUCCAACAGCCUCUGGGGCCCCAUCCAGUGUAACCGAAUGAAGGAUAAUUGUAACGACCACUCUUUUGGGUUUGGUUCCCCCCCCCUUUCCCCCCCCCAUUAUAAAACAAUAGUGAUUUGAGUUGUUUGAACAAAUGGCUCUUCCGGCUGCCAGCAGAGGCUAUCCUGAGCCAUCUGAAGUUGAAUUAAGCUGACCCAUUCAGAUGUAACAAACUCGAGUAGCUGAUACUUUACUCGAAUUCUGACUUCUUCUGACAGGCUUUGGGAUCUGUCUCAGGAAUCCUGUGUGCCCUUGUGGUACUACCCUUGGCAGCAGUGCCUGGCGCUUGGGAUGUCCUGGAUGCUUGCAGUGAAGGGUUACUGGCCAGCGGACACCCCUCCUGUUUCUACACUACACUCCUGUGCAGCUGGAAGAACAGAUGUGUGCUAGCUACACUGGGAUUUCUACACAGAGCUGUUCCUGUAACUGACUUCCAGAUAGUUGGAUACAUCUUUAGCAUAAACACUUCUGCAGCUGCUCUGCACAUGUAGGCUGACCACAGGGGCACACAGAGCUGGCUUUCAUUCACUCACCUUUCAGUUUAGACAAUUAAGAUGGCUGCAGCCCAGAGGACCCCCACUCCCGUUUCCUCAUCUUUUGAACACCACAAGAUUUGUUUUGUGUUCUGCACUGAUGUAAAUGUGCUCCUCUCCGCAGUGAGCUGGUUUAAACAGAACUCACAGGUGCCAUUGAUGGUGAAGGCAAAACAAAGUUUACAGGUCCUCCUGGGGUCUGAGGAUAAACUCUAGGGGCUGUGAUCUAAGGUUCAAAUCUACUCACGCCUGCUUGCACUAGAGAAACUUACCCCCAGCUUUAGUCUUAUGCACAAUAUAACCUUAAAAAUUCAAUCAGGUAUUGUAAAUUGGCUAUUUUGUACUGGAUGACUAGAUUUGCAUAUGUACUGUGAGAGCCCUGUGCAGAGGCAGGACAAACGGCAAUUGUCGUCUUCAUGUCUGUUGCCAAAAUCUCUUCAGUGGAAGUAAAAAGGGCUGUUGUGCGUACUGGUUUCCCAUGGAAAUCCAAGCAGUAACUAGUAGUAGUCCUAGCUCUUCCCCCAGCCCUCUCCAUUGUUUAUUAUAAAGAAAUAGAUAUUUUGAGCUGUACUGGUGGAUCUGGGGUGGAGUAAUACCAAGUGAAGGCUCUGUAGCCCCCUGUGUUGAUAGUUUGCUUUUUAAUCUAGUCUCAGUUAAAAAUGCUGCUCAGUGAUUCUGCCUCAGAUCAGUGUAAAGUGAUGGCUGUACUAGUCUGCCCUUAGGUAGGACUAAAUGUUAUCUUUGGGUAAAUGUCAUGCAUUAACAGAGUGAACUGAUUAAACCUCCUGUUGCAGUCCUGUUAGCCUGCAAAUUGAGCUGACCCCUGUAUUGUGAGAGCCUCCUGGGCCAGGGCAUCUUCCCAGACAACUUUUGUCUGUCACCUGGCCGGCUUCCAGCUGGUACCAACAGUAGCUUGCCAAAGGCAAGACAAUGCUGCAGCUGUCUUCUGAGGCCUGUGUGUAAAACAGAGCAGCGCGCAAGAGAGCACUACCGGGGCUGGGUUUGUGAUGGUAUUGGCAACAGUACAGGUAAUUGACCCAAUCCCCUUGCUUGGUAAUUGGUGCAAUAUCAGGAUGGAGAUGCGGGUUUGGUGCAAACCUGGGCAGGGAGGUGCCAUAGCUGCUCAAGGGGGAGGAAAGAGGAGACAAACAGGUGAGGUGGGUUUGUGGGAUAGGGAUGAAUGUGAUCACCCACUGUGAGCUCGCGGAAGAGUGUGUUAACUCAUGUGACGGAGCAUAAGGAACUAGUUUGGUUGAAGCCUACAGGAGGUACAACUUUGAAGAAACUGGUGUGAAGAUAAGUUACUAAGUUACUUUCUCCCCUGCUCAAUCCACAGCUCUGUCACCAAGACACGGUUGUCUUCUUUCUGGAAGCUGACAGCAUUACUGUUUGGGAUGAGUGUUAACCAGAACAGAUACUCUUCUACCUUCCUCUGGGAAAAUGUUGGUCUCGCAGCAAGACUAACAGAAGCAGCUAUGUUUGGUUCCCUCAGCCCAUCAUUUCUCUGGGAGCAAGCCUAGAAAAAACACUGGUUGUGCAGUCACUGGCAUGACCAUUUCUAGUGUCAUAGGGCAGGUCUACACUUUUUUGCACAGGGAGGUGGUGCUUGCAGCCCAGCUAGUGGCCUGGGUGAUUGAACAGCAGUAUGCACAAGACUUUGGUGCGCACAGGGUGGCUUUGUUUUCUGGGACUAUCAGAGCUUUCCUGGGUUUUUCUUGCCCUGGCUAUGUUUGUGGUAAAGACUGAGCACAGGGUGCUCAAAUGCAUCAAGUUAUGGCAGCUUAGUGAGCUAGUAAAUGAGAGCCGAACCUCUCUCCCUGUGCACCCAUGCUCCAGCUGGGAGGUCAUGCAUUAGUGAAAGGUGUAAGAGCAUGCGCUUGAAUACUUCUGAUAGGCGGGUGGGGAUUGUGUGUGAUACACACCCAUGUCCUUAUUCUUCAUUCAGCUGGUUGUUCAUCUUGCAAGUUUUCUGUGUUGUGAGAGCAGAGCAGUGUGAACUCUGGGAAGUGCUGAAUGCUUGCCAGAGCUCAGUACAGAAGACGAGGCUGCAAAACCUUGGAAGUGGAAUGCGUGAAGCUCCUUUAAAGAACUGGCUCUGGUCUUAUGGGCCAGGGGUUAGUUUGGUCCCUGCUGAUAGCAUGUGGAAUUAUUUAUACUGCAAGAGCUGCUGUGGAUGGAAAUUUUGGGUCACCUCCUGCUGGUUUUUAUGCUUCAUUAUGCAGUACUGAUGUAAAGAAAUUUGUUGAGUUUUAUGCAUAUUUUUUAUUUUGUACAGAUUUUAAUUUUGUGGCUCAUUUGGGGAUGAUGUGAUGUAAUGGUCAUAGACGAGGCCAAGGUAAACAGUCUUUGUAUAUUAAUGUUACAUAGAUUGCAUGCUAGUGAAGUCAGUGAGGGUUGUGUUUCCAGUUUUGUCCCAUGUACUUCUCCUCCAAAACCUACUCCUCCCACCCCUUUUUAAUUUACAUGUUUACUUUAAAAGGGGUGGAGAAUGGGGCUGGGAAGAAACACCUCAGUAUUUCAAGUAGGUGCACAACAUCUCUUCACUGAGUUCUGCUGCCACAGCUGAACGUGUUCAGCAUCACAGGCUGUUGAAUCAGCAGUGUGUAUGCAUGAGAGAAAGGUGGGGAAAGGAGACACUCCAGAAUAGCCCAAAGAGUGCUGCUGUAUGGCCAGAAUGAGUACGUUUCUCCCUUUGUGAGAGCUGCCUUAGCCCAGCCAGCUGUUUUCACUGUGCACAGAAAUCAGUCAGCAUCCUCUAGUGGUGUAGUUUUGCCUUGGUUUGCUGUAUCAGAGAUUUCUUCCUGCUUUUGGCCCCAGGUACAAAGCUAUUAACUACAGCUGCCUCUCUGCCACAUGCCUGUGUGAGAAGAGGUCCAACCAAGUCUGUCCCCAUCUAGUGCUGAAGCAGGUUAUUUUGGUGCCUUCCAGCCUGAGAGAGAUGGCUGAGGUUGCAUGUCUCUCACCCAUCUCCCCCCCGCCUCUUUCUCCACCACCCCCCCCCCCCCCAUGAUAGAUUGAUGUUGUUUAUCUCGCUGGCUGUUGCAGCAGAGGGCUGGGAGGGGCCAGCAGCAAAUUUUGUGCUUGAGGAUCCUGAUGGUGUGCCUGAAGACUUGCUGCCUUGACUGGUGAGACACAGGCAGACACUGAUGCAUUCAAGAGCCAUUGGUCUCAUUGGAGGAUAAGAAAGAGGUGCAGCAUGACUCUGGGGUAGAUGGCAGAGCUUGGUGUGUGUUACCAGGAGGCUGACCACGUUCCUGGGACUUGGCUUGUCCUUGUGAUUAGUUGAGCUGGGUGUUCCUGAAAGUGGCUGGAGAUUGCUGCUGGUUUGAACCACAGCUCCCCAGUGGUCUGUGGCUGGGUGGCUUACCAGUGGGUGCCAGGAAGGCUUUAGACCCAGCUAGUUCUUGCUAGAGCAGUUUGUUCUCCUUUCACAGCUCCUGGGCCUUUUCCUUCUUUGCUGCCGAGGGUUCUUGGUGACAGCCAAAGAUGACACUGGUAGCAAUGCAGCUUCUAAAAAGUGGCACUUUUAUCCAAGGUGUUUCAGUUGAUCAUGAAAAGAAAGCGAGGCAGCAGGAGGACUGAUGUGUCUUUUCUAGCAGAGGGUUGGCUGCCUGCCUGGUGUGUGCAUGUUGUUGACUAGAGGCGCAGGAGGGUUGCGCACUGAUAUAAACUGUUGUGCUUCUGUGGCGUCUCCCACCUCUGCUUGAUGGUGACUUACUUACAUGCUGUGCUCUUCCCAGCAACUUCCACCACUUCCUAGCAAGCGCUGCGGAUGUGCCCCUCUGCUGGAAAUGAGCACUCUUUUUAUUACUUGUGUCUCUGGGCUCAGGCAUAAAGCAAAAGCAAAACUUUCCUGUUUUCCUGUCCAGAGAGGAUGGGAGUUUGUGCGGGUUAGUAAACUGGGAGCAUUUACAGGGCUUCUCCUCCCAGAGGUGGGACAGAACAUCUUGCAAAACAGUUAGCGUCUGUAUUCUCUGCAGGGCAACUUGUUGGAAGCUGCUAGAGGAUGCGCUUGGAAAGACCAUGGUGCUGUGGCUCCUACUGAGAGUGGUACUUGCAUUGGGAGUAUAGAGUCACUGAUUGAGCACAGCAGGAUUUUGGGAAGCAUUACAAACCCCAUGCAGAGACUUCAGUUCCUAUGUAUGUCGACAACAGUGUCAGUGAGAAACGCACAGCAGUGUUGCAUUCACUAAGGCAAGUAUUUACAACCCUAAUCUCUAGAGACGGUGGUGGUAUAAACUGAGCAGUAGCGGUAGAUGAUGGGCUAUAGCUUAUGGGGCACCACUUGCAAGAAUUCACUGUGCUUACAGGUAUAUUCACCUUCCCUACCUUUUGGCAUCUCUUAGUAUUAGGCACUGCCACAUUUUGUGGAUAAAAUGGUAUUUACACAAACGUCAGAAUAGUGCAAGAAGGGAACAGUUUGUGGUUUUUAUUUUGGGUUUUGGGGUUGUUUUUUUUCCCUCAGUAGCUGAAGUCAGUGUGUAGUAACAGUCCUAUUGAUCUACUUUUGAUUUUGAAACUGCAAGAAUAGUAGGACCCCCACGUCAUGUCCAUGGGAAGGUUGCUGAAAGCUUGAUGUGGCCAAGGUUUGCCAACUGCUGUUACAAAGAAUAAUUCACAGACCAUGCUGUUCUGCUGCUUUUGUUCAAAAAAAAACCAAACCAACCCACCCAUGUAUUUUGUGCAAUCUCCUGCCCAUGCAGGAAGUGUUUUUUCUUUGGUACUCUAGACAGAGUAGUUUUAUUAGCACCUUUGCUUAUUACAAAACAGUGAAGUCAGCAGCAGCCUGUUGUCCAGAGGUAAGCCUACACCCAGCAUCCUGCUGAACACCGACGUGGUGACUCUGCUGAAAUGCGUGCAGUACAUUUGUUCCUGUUUCUCUUAAAACAUCAGAAGAAUCCUACCACUAUUGACUAAUGAGGAAGAGCUGUGUACAAAUUCAUUUCCAUUACAGCGCCUUGGUAAAGUGCUGACAUGUCUGAGAUUUUUUUGUAAAGAACAAGUGCUUCUUUUCACAUUUGAAAAAGCGUCUUUUGCAACUUGCAUGGACAAGUAAUUUCUAUGAAUUCUCUGGAAAUGUCAGUGUCUAACAUGGAUUUUGUCCAUGCACUUUUUUCUGAAAGCAGAUACCCCCACCCACCCCCCACCUUUGGUUUGCAGUCAGAGGGGAAGCACACAGUGCUUUUGCUUUUGGCACUGCUGAAUGCAGUGGAUGAGUGCAGAGCCCACUGUAACUGACCCAGCCUGCAGGACUCUGGGGAGCUGUAUGCCGCCAGUAACAUUUUAUUGUGUGUGCCAUUUGAACCACCUUCCAGUGAGUGCAAAACCCAAUUUUUAAAUUUUUUUAAUUGUACUUGGAAUUAACUGUUGCUGUGUACUAAACCCUCUUGUUACAAGCCCUAAAUAAAAAGAACAAAGCACA